AUGGGGGUGGGCGUCGUGAUCAGGGACCACAUCGGCAACUGUCUGGUUGCUUGCAAUCAGCUUCUUGAUGAGGUUACGACGUCGGAGAUUGCUGAAGCACUUGUUGUGAGAAGUGCAUUGACCCUCGCUCGUGAUGAAGGUUUGGACAAGAUCAUUCUGGCCUCGGACUGCCUCUCUGUGGUUCAGCGCGUUAACUCCUCUACACGUGAUCGCUCUCUGGUUGGAGUUGUUGUGGAGGACAUUAAGGCGAUGGCUGCAUCUAUGUCCUCUGUGACCGCACUGGCGGUAGCUCUGAAUAUGGAGCGGCUGGUGGUGCUCCUCGUCGGCUUCCUCCUGGUGCUCGACAAGGCGGCCGACGGGUCGCCGUGGUCGUUCUGGCCGCCGGGCGGCGACCCCGGCGGCUGCCUCAGCUGGCGGGUGAUGGUGGAGGCGAACAACGCCAAGAACUGGCGCACGGUGCCGGCGCCGUGCGUCGGCUACGUGUGGGCCUACAUGUCCUGGGGCCAGUACGGCCGGGACGUGGGCACCGCCGCGGACGAGAUCACCGCCUACGCCGCGAGCCAGGCCCCCGCCGGCGAGGACGGGCGAGACGCCUGGGUCCUCGACGUCGACGACACCUGCCUGUCCAACCUGCCCUACUACCAGGCCAGGCAGUUCGGGCCGUACGACCCGGCGGCGUUCAAGGCGUGGGCGAGCAGAGCGGCGUGCCCGGGGAUACCGGCGAUGGUCAGGGUGUUCCGGACACUCAAGGCAGGUGGCUUCAGGGUGUUUCUGCUCUCCGGGAGAGACGAGGAGGCGCUGGGCGCCUGCACGGCCGCCAACCUCGCCGCCGCCGGGUUCGCUGGCUAUGACCGACUCAUCAUGAGGAGCGCGGGGUACCGGGGCCAGAGCUCGGUGGUGUUCAAGUCAUCGGUGCGGCGAAGGUUGAUAGAGGAGGAGGGGUACCGGAUCCGCGGCAACGUGGGCGAUCAGUGGAGUGACUUGCAGGGCGAUUGCACCGGAGACCGCCUCUUCAAAGUCCCCAACCCAAUGUACUUCGUCCCUUGA
Lolium rigidum is the source of this 1047-nucleotide messenger RNA. RefSeq names its product acid phosphatase 1-like. Bases 1 to 1047 code for a protein of 348 amino acids. The transcript has 3 exons. Gene Ontology annotation, molecular function: RNA-DNA hybrid ribonuclease activity; nucleic acid binding. The record is from RefSeq and is a predicted model, not a curated record. NCBI's taxonomy places the organism in Eukaryota, Viridiplantae, Streptophyta, Magnoliopsida, Poales, Poaceae.